Molecule: messenger RNA, 2096 nt
Organism: Mustela erminea (ermine)
Lineage: Eukaryota; Metazoa; Chordata; Mammalia; Carnivora; Mustelidae
Gene: DPH7
Product: diphthamide biosynthesis 7
Exons: 10
Coding region: 460-1737 (425 amino acids)
Molecular function (GO): protein binding
Source: RefSeq, a predicted model, not a curated record
UCUCCCCGCCGACCUCGGCCCCGACCCCCGCUCGCCCCGCCGACCUCGGCCCCGACCCCCGAUCUCGGCCCCGACCCCGGCCCUCCCCGCCGACCUCGGCCCCGACCCCGGCCCUCCCCGCCGACCUCGGCCCCGACCCCCGCUCUCAACCUGGCCUCGCCACCCCCCCUUCACCGCCCGGUCUCCGCUGUGUCCGGGUCUGACUCCUGCGGCCCGGGCAGUCGCGUCCGGCUUCUGCAGGCGGUGGACACGGAGUACACCGCGGACUCGGUGGAGUGGUGCCCGCUGGAAGGCUGCAGGCACUUGCUGGUCUGCGGCACCUACCAGCUGCGGAAGCCCGAGGACCCGCGCGCCGACGCUGAGAGCAAGGAGACGCCUCAGGAAGGGCGGGGAAAGAGCUCAGACCGGCUGGGGCCUGUCGGGCCUGCAGUGGGGAAGGUUGGAAGAGUCACACAGGAGAUGGAGACGGGACAGUGGCCUUGUGGUCGGAAGAGUGGACCGGAUGCUGAUGAGCCUCAAACCCGUUUGGGUCGUCUCUACUUGUAUAGUUUCAAUGAGGACAACUCUGCUCGCCCCCUGCUCGAGGUCCAAAGAAGAGACACUUCUGCAAUCCUGGACAUGAAAUGGUGCCACAUCCUCGUGGCUGGCCAUGCCCUCUUGGGCGUGGCAGAUGCUGGUGGGUCCAUAGAACUCCUCCGCUUGGUGGAGUCUGAGAAUGCUUACACACUGCAGCCGGUUUCCAGCUUUGCCCUGGGGAAGCAGUGUCUGGCCCUGUCUCUGGACUGGUCCACUGGGAGAACUGAAAGAGCCAGUGACCAGCCCUUGAAAAUCAUCGGCAGCGACUCCAAGGGGAAACUCCACCUGCUAGAGGUGACUGAGGCGGGGCUGCAGGAGGUGGCCACGUGGCCUGCCCAUCACUUUGAGGCCUGGAUCGCUGCUUUUGAUUACUGGCGGACGGAAAUCGUGUACUCAGGUGGGGACGACGGGCUUCUGAAAGGCUGGGACACCAGGACGCCUGGCACGUGUGUGUUCACUAGCGAGAGACACUCCAUGGGCGUGUGCAGCGUGCAAAGUAGCCCUCACCAGGAGGACAUCUUGGCCACGGGAAGCUACGACGAGCACGUUCUGCUGUGGGACACUCGGAACAUGAAGGAGCCAUUCGCAGACAUGGCCGCACAGGGCGGAGUGUGGAGGCUCAAGUGGCACCCUUUCCACCACCACCUGCUCCUGGCAGCGUGUAUGCACGGCGGCUUUCAGAUCUUCAACUGCCAGAAGGCGAUAGAGGAGAAGCAGGAAGCCUACACGGUCUCUGUGUCUCACACGUUGCCCAACUCUUUGGUGUAUGGAGCUGACUGGUCCUGGCUCUACUCUGGCAGCCUGUCAGAGAUCCACGAGCCGUGCUGCUUGGGGACUUUUCCCUGCAGCAACUCAGGAGCCAGAGCGGCACCUCUCUGUAGCCUGAAGGCUGUACACCAGUCACCAGCAGCCUCUGGUCAUCAUUUAGCAGAGGACAAAGAAGAGGGUCCUUCCAGACUUCAGAGUAGCAGCAAACGGAGGACCCCUCUCCAGCCACUCGCAGAGGACACGACGAAGAGUGGGAACUGGCGGCACACUGCAGGGACCAAGGUCUGUGACUGUGACCUCUGUCUGGAAGCAGCAACCUUGAACACUGACCUCCUAGCCACUUGCUCCUUUUAUGAUCAUGUUCUUCACCUCUGGAAGUGGGAGAGCAGCUGAGCUAGGGAAGAGUUUGGUUGGUUUGAAGUCAGAAAGGCUACUUCCACAAAUAAAUCCAGAGUGUGAGUUUGUGAGUGCACUGCACGCAGACCCUCAGACCCUCUCACUGGGUGUUCUCGUCCGCAGGGGACUGCACCCGGCCCAGUGCACUUCAUGGGCUCUACAGCGUGAACAGUCAGAGAAGCUGUUGGCUCCUCUGAAUCUGCUGGGGCAUUUCAAGGCGGUGACUCUGCCUGACAGCAAGGAGUGGAAGGGUCUUGGUUCCCAGCUCUCAGACCUGUCAAUCUCUUGUGUGAAUUGGACGUUCAGGUCUUCAUACUGAUUUAAUAACUAAAGGAAAGUGUGCUUUUCUCUCUUUU